AUGAUGUUUAAAGCCGUAGCUAAUGAACGUCAGUUACCAAACCUGACUGCAGCUCAGAGAAUCCGACAAAGGAUAAGAACGAUCCCAGCGGCAAGCGUGCACGCGUGGAAGCUGGCCACGGGCCCGAUCCGAGUCUUAUUCCUUAUCACGGUCUUGAUGGCUGUGUUGUUGGUGGUGUCGGAAUGUCGCGUUCGAAGUUUAGCAGCGACUGUUGCACGGUCUGAAACGGGUGUGCCACCAAUUUCGGGUCGGCGUAGCGAGCCAUGUACGGAGGCGAAUCCGUGUCAGAUUCAGUUGGUGGCGGAUAUGGACGAGCGUAGUUUGGUUAAAGGUGAUAAGCCGCAUUAUGAAAGUCGGAUGAUGUUUGGGUCAUUGUUCAUGGAUGAGCAAGAGCAAGUUCACGUAACAUGGAAAACGGCUGGAAUGCCGAUGAAGAUAAUGGGUGGGUUAGCUGAAUCGGGUCGUGGAAUGGAACUGAGCGAAUUGGUAUUGUGGAAUGGACAAAUGUUGGCGUUUGAUGAUCGUACGGGUAUUGUGUACGAGCUGAUAACCGUACUAGAGGAUGGAACCACAAGUCCUUUGGUCGAUACAGUGAUGCGGCACAAAGACGACGAUACGGAGCCGAGAUGGUCGGUGAAGCCGUUGCCUCGAUACGUUCUUACAGAAGAUCCGAAUAGUGUGAAGGGAAUGAAGGUUGAAUGGGCUUGCGAAGUAGAUGGAGAUCUCAUGGUUGGUAGUUUUGGUAAAGAAUAUACCACCGGGGAUGGAAGCCAGAUAACUGGAGAAGCUAACUUUUGGGUCGCCAGAAUCGAAGCUCCCAGAAAUAAAAACAAACCUGGUCUCAGAUCCAAUGGAUCCCCGCAACCCAUUGUCGAAAAAAUCAAUUGGAAGGGUCAAUACAAUAGACUCCGAGAAUUAACCCGAACGUCUUACCCCGGAUACAUGAUCCAUGAAGCCGUCAACUACAGCGACAAAAAAAAGAAAUGGUUCUUCCUGCCCAGACGAAUUAGCAAAGAACAAUAUGAUGAGGUUUUGGAUGAAUCACGCGGUGCAUCACUCAUACUCGAAGUUGACCCAAGUUUCUCAGACCUUGUAUCCUAUCCCAUCGACUUCGCUGUACAACAACCUCAUAGAGGAUUCUCCAGUUUCAAAUUCAUGCCUGGAACCAACGAUGAGAUUAUAAUCGCCGUCAGGUCAGUAGAGGUCGCAAAAAGGCGGGAGACUCAAACAUUUCUGUCCGUAUUCGACGUCAAGGGCAAAGUGUAUAUGAACGAGGUGAAUAUUAGUGAGUACUGCAAGUAUGAAGGCUUGGAAAUCUGGUAA
This is a messenger RNA of Gregarina niphandrodes, 1323 nucleotides long. RefSeq names its product apyrase. The coding region runs from base 1 to 1323 and encodes 440 amino acids. Lineage: Eukaryota; Apicomplexa; Conoidasida; Eugregarinorida; Gregarinidae. The record is from RefSeq and is a predicted model, not a curated record. Gene Ontology annotation, molecular function: GDP phosphatase activity; calcium ion binding; UDP phosphatase activity. Gene Ontology annotation, biological process: proteoglycan biosynthetic process. The transcript is spliced from 3 exons.